This is a messenger RNA of Zootermopsis nevadensis, 3475 nucleotides long. RefSeq names its product Kinesin-like protein at 67A (gene Klp67A). Lineage: Eukaryota; Metazoa; Arthropoda; Insecta; Blattodea; Termopsidae. Gene Ontology annotation, molecular function: ATP binding; microtubule motor activity; microtubule binding. Gene Ontology annotation, biological process: microtubule-based movement. The record is from RefSeq and is a predicted model, not a curated record.
AUUUAAACUGAAACCGGUUGUGAGUUUGUUGAUGAGUGGAUAAUGGUCGGCGUGCAUUUUUGCUGCUGUUUAUUUGAUUUACGUGUUCCACUGUGAGAGUGUAUAGUAAAUAGUUUAAGGAAUUUGUAAAUCCAAGGACAUUGUUAAGAUUUUACUUAUCAUACACUUUCGUGAGAUCUAACCCUGACAAAUGAUAACUUCAUGAAAAUGGUACUAAACAAACGAGAUUUGGAAAGGGCGUUUUCGCCCAUUAAACAUCGCAAAUCAGGAGGAAGGAGAAGCUUAAACAAGUCACAUAAAGGAGGGAAUUCUGUAAAUGAGACAUCUUCGAGCAUGAGAGUUUAUGUCAGGAUACGUCCACAGAAUCCAAAGGAAAUAGAGAAUAAUACUAGGUCUAUCAUACAAGUGGUAGAUGAAAAUGUGCUGAUAUUUGACAGCAAAGAGGAAACAGAACCAUUCUUCUUUCAUGGUUCAAAGCAAAAUUGCAGAGAUCUACAGAAGAAACAGAACAAAGAACUGAAUUUUGGAUUUGAUCGGGUGUUUGGCUGUAACUCUUCGAAUGAAGCCGUAUUUGAAGUCAGUACUAAGGAUAUAGUCAAGUCUUUGUUGGAUGGUUUUAAUUGCUCAGUGUUUGCUUAUGGAGCCACUGGAGCUGGAAAAACAUACACCAUGUUGGGAAGCAAUACAGUUCCAGGAAUAACGUACCUCACAAUAGUGGAAUUAUACAAACAAAUGGAAAUACUUUCCAGUGAGAAGGAGUUUAAUCUGGGAGUUUCUCAUCUAGAGGUGUAUAAUGAAAAUGUACAAGACUUGAUUCAGCCGUCCGGUCCCCUUCAUCUGCGAGAGGACAGUAAUUACGGUGUUCGGAUUCCUGGCCUUUCUCUUCAUCGCAUCACAAAUGCUGAUGAACUCUUUGCUUUAAUGGCAAAAGGAAAUAAGAACAGGACUCAGCACCCGACAGAUUCUAACGCUGAAUCAUCACGCUCACAUUCAGUCUUCCAGUUGUAUAUUCGAAUGACCAAUAAACUGGAUAGGAAUCUGAAGAUCAUGAAGCUAUCGAUGAUUGAUCUUGCUGGGUCUGAAAGGGGAUCUGCUACUGGUUGCAAGGGCAUGCGCUUUACCGAAGGAUCCAAUAUCAACAAGUCGCUGCUUGCUUUGGGAAAUUGUAUUAACAGCUUGGCUGGUGGUCUGAAACAUAUUCCAUAUCGUGAUUCUAAGCUCACGAGGCUACUUAAAGACUCUCUGGGAGGCAAUUGUCAGACAGUGAUGAUUGCAAAUGUAUCUCCUUCAAGCAAUUCCUAUGAAGACACAUACAACACCCUCAAGUAUGCUACACGCGCAAAGAAGAUCAAACAGAUGAUAAAGAAGAACAUUGUUUCUGUUCAGCUGAAUGCUGCACAGUAUUCGAAAGUGGUGGAGUCAUUGACUGCUGAAAAUGAAGAGCUGAAACUGAAGCUAAGAACGUACGAAGCACAGAAUGCUUGUCAGAAAAGCACGACAAUGUCCACUGUGCAAUCCAACCACAAAGAGAAAUUGUCUGCUCCAUAUCAAGAACUGGAAGCAAUGAACACAGAGAUUUCAAAAUUAGUGAAAGAAAUAAAACUGCUGAAUUGGAGAAACCAUGUGAAACAGAAAAUAGCAGACAGGUUGCCUUGCCUCUCCAUUAAUAAUAUUCAGCUGGACAAGCGUCUUAAUCGGAUUAAAACGUCCAUGAGGCAACUGCAAGGCCGAGAAUCAAGUUUCAAGCAGAAAUUAAGGGAAACCAUUAUCAGGAGGAAUGAUCAUUUUGAAAGAAUUAACUCGUUGAUAAAAACACUGGAUCAAGACGGCACCAACACUGAGCUAAAUCAACAUAUUGCUAUAUUGCAUCUACAGUUGGAGCUGCAUGAGAAGGACGUGCAGCUAGGACACUAUCAGCAGCUGCUCUCCAUGCAGCAGAAUGAGCUGCAGAGUGAGGAUUUGAUAGUCAAAGAGAUGUGCAAUACUCUGAAGCAGUACCACUUCCUCCUGCAGGGAAACAACAUAACAACUGAAGAAAUGGCGUCACAUUAUGAUGAAUUGGUUCACAAAUUGGAAGGAUUCAAGCACAUAUCAUGGAAGAAAGAUCAAGAAACUAAUGUUAAUUCUAAUUUCACAUUUAGUUUUGCAGAAAUGUUAAGGGAAAAUUUGUGUUCAGAGGGUAUUAUCAGAGUUGAGACCGCCAAUAAACCACCGGCAAAUAUUACUGUAACUGGAUCAGUGACUGACUGCACUGGUCAGGAUGGUCUUUCUUUAAGCACUGUGUUAACUGCCCUCCCUGAUAAUGAACUGUCUGAAAGUGAGUCAGAAGCUGGCGAUAAUGGGCAGUGUGGUGAACGUUCAGAUGCGCUAAGAAGUACCUCUCUGGGAGUAUCGCUAUCAGCAAAUGAGACAGAAGCUGGAGCAGAAGGCAAGAGAGAUGUUAAAAGUAACUCACGUGUGAUAUUAGAAACUGUCAACGAAGACGGUCAUCAGCUUCCAGUCAGUCAAACAAGUCUUUCAGAAAAUACUGAAGAGUCAGAAAUUCAAAAAGUGAGAGAUAAAACUAUGGAAUGUUGUGGGAUUCUGAAGGAGAUUAAUUUGCCGGUGGACUCUAUGCGAGACGUUGUUGCAGAGUGUUCUGUAACACCUUUAAAAGUUCACUGUGACACUGCUGUGCAAAAUGGCUGCAGUACUAAUUGCUCGUUAUUAAAUAGCACCUUCCUGUUGCCUAAAUCCUCACCAUCACACGUUCAAGUGAAAUCUCCUAGGAAACUGGCAGAGGGGAACAGCACUCAAUCAAAAAAACAGAUCACAGUUAAUGUACUGGACAGUAGCAAGAAAAGAAAUGGCUCCACUGAUCUUAAACGCAGACUGUGCAAUAAAGAGAACAGAGUUGCAGGCAUGAAGGCGAAACAGUCGGCAGUUUACCGAGGGGCUGGCCAUGACAGUGGUAAAGACCACACAUUUACGGUUCCUGUAUUGCCACAGCUACGGACAUCUAAACCUUCCACGCCCAAACUGACACCUAUUUCUAAACAUUGCAGACCUGUGACCAACCAAGUGUCGGGAAAAGUGGCUUAUAUGAAGCAAAGGAAUCAGCUGAAUAGAGCUCACCCAUACAUUGCCAAUUGAUACUCAUGUAAUUGAAGGCAAAGAUGUACUACAAAAUUUUGCAGUGGCUGUACUGAAGUGCAGUACUGAGAACAAUAUAUAUCUUCCUGAAUAUGAACUCCAUAGACCAGGUCAUAGUUAAUAGUAUUUGUUAAUGACAUGAAAACAAGAAUUUUGUCUUUUUAGAGAUUGUGCGUCUUAUGAUAAGAGAGCCAUAAAGAGUCUUCUCUACUUAAGUAUAAUUUUUGUAUUUUGACAUUUAAGUGACAUAUUGUAUAUUUAGAUCUUUAUUUGAAAAACUAUAAUUACUUGAUUAAAAUCAUAAUAUAGAUAUUGCUAUUGAUAUUGCAGUGCAAGACAUGUU